Dentiscutata erythropus is the source of this 564-nucleotide messenger RNA. The record is from the annotation of a GenBank genome assembly. Lineage: Eukaryota; Fungi; Glomeromycota; Glomeromycetes; Diversisporales; Gigasporaceae.
AUGAUUAUCUCAGUACAAAAGACAAACACUGAAAAAACACAACGUGAUUUGGGAUUAACAUCGCCUGUGGAAGAGAUAUAUUCUCCUGAAUUCACGAUUCAACCGUCACCUUUACCAACUUUCUCUUCAAUCAACUAUCGAACACGUAUAUGUAAACGUGAACAGCAUAAAAAUGAACCUAGCAGAAGAGCAAUUGCUCAACAAGAAAGCAGAAAUUAUGAGCGAGAAAUACAAGUGCAAGAAAAUGAAUUUGAUAGAAGAGCUAAUACAUAUCAACAAAGUAGUACUAAUGAGUUAGAAAUGCAAAUACUUCAAAAUGAGCCAAAUAAAAGAUCUAUUGCACAACAAAAUAGAAGAAAUCAUGAAAGAGCAGAGAAUUCAGUAAACCAAAGAGCUAUCUCUCAACAAGAAAGAAGAAAACUAAAUAAAAAAUCAAUUUCACAACAAAAAAGAAAACAACGUGAAAGAGAAGCUAACAAACAAGCUCAAAGUGAAAAUGAGCAAGCAAAAAGAGCAUGUACUAUAUCUCUUGAUGAACUAUUAACACAACUUCAACAAAAUAAU